Messenger RNA from Venturia canescens, 898 nucleotides. RefSeq lists its product as uncharacterized. The record is from RefSeq and is a predicted model, not a curated record. The transcript is spliced from 3 exons. NCBI's taxonomy places the organism in Eukaryota, Metazoa, Arthropoda, Insecta, Hymenoptera, Ichneumonidae. The coding region runs from base 163 to 684 and encodes 173 amino acids.
UCGAAAAAGGACAUGUUGGCGCCAUCUCGUCCCUAUUUCGUCAUUCUUUUAAUUCAAUUUUUUUCUUUUAUUAAUCCCUACCAUAUCACUGAUACACUCUGUAUACUUAUACAUUUCUUGGAGUAAGGCGAUAUUUUGAGCCAGUAUAAAAAUAACAGAAAUAUGCGGAACAUAGAAAUAAAAGCAUCGGUUCAAGACUGGGAAACUAUAAACGAUAAAGCCAAAGAACUCAGUGGUUCUGAGCCAACGACGAUUCGACAAAAUGAUACAUUCUUUAAAGCAGAGAAAGGACGAUUGAAACUGCGUCGAUUCGAGGAUGGUUCUGGAGAAUUAAUAUUUUAUGAAAGGCCAGACAUAUCAGGACCAAAGUUGUCGAACUACAGAAAAGCAAAUCUAAGUGCAGAAGACUGCAAACAAAUUGGUGACGUAUUGACAGAAUCGAAUGGAGUUCUUGGAACAGUUGAGAAAACAAGAUAUCUGUACAUGAUUGGACAAAGUCGGAUUCACAUUGACAGAGUUCUGAAUUUGGGCACAUUUGUGGAAAUCGAGGUUGUUCUAAGGGAAGAUCAAACUCCGGAGACUGGGCAAAAAAUCAGUGAAGAUCUCAUGGAAAAAUUGGGCAUCAAAACUACCGACUUAAUUUCAAAGGCUUACUUGGAUCUCUUAGUAGCCAAAAUUCAAUAACGAUGCAAAUGUGCAAAAAAAACCUGGUGAAAUCCGCCUUCCACUAAUUCUUAAUUUUUACUCUAAUUAAAAUUACAUAUUUUAAUGAUAUGAAACACCUGCUGUGUUCGUUAAUGGUUCAUUUGAAUAAUCUUACGCUCUAGAAGCCACACUUUGUACCUGCGAGGCAUCUAACUUAAACCCUGCAAAGAAAUAUAUAUUUUUCAAAAACUUU